AUGAACUCUGCGGGAAUAGUUUCAAGAUCCGCCCUCUUGAUCCUCUCCGCCUACCUCUUCAACCGCACCUAUUCCCCACCAGCUGGUAAAUUCAACCUUCCUCCUCCUGGACCAACGUUCGCUGAAAAGCGAGAGUGGUUUAUACUACGAACCGUUGCAUAUAUUUUUCCAUUACUCAACAUAGGAUACGCUGCUGUCACCUUCCACGAAUGUCUAUUCAUCUUCAUGACCUAUUUCGAGUACCCCACCUCUCUCGCUGACUAUCUUCCCCUUCCAACGGGACCUCCCGGCUGGAUAGGGAUGCUAGGAUUGCUCAUGGGUAUAUUCGGAGGCCUCUUCCGCAUCGCAUGCUACAAAGCCCUAGGCGACGCAUUCACCUUCAAUAUCACCCAAUCGCCGAAACUCGUGACGUCAGGCCCGUAUUCCAUCGUACGCCACCCAUCUUACCUGGCCGUAUCACUCAAUGCAGUCGGGAUAUCGAUAUACCAUUUAUGUCCUGGAUCGUGGCUCAGAGAAAGUGGUAUACUCCAACACGGUGCAUGGAAGGUCGCAGUGUGGGCAUGGCUUUUUAUGACGGUUGUUACGACGAAUGUUUUUGCUGCGUUUAGGGCGAAAGAUGAGGAUCGGUUGAUGAAGAGUAUGUUUGGGGAGGAGUGGGAGGCGUGGAGGAAGGAUGUGAGGUUCAUGAUUUAUCCUGGGUUGUAUUAA
Molecule: messenger RNA, 708 nt
Organism: Marasmius oreades (fairy-ring Marasmius)
Lineage: Eukaryota; Fungi; Basidiomycota; Agaricomycetes; Agaricales; Marasmiaceae
Exons: 2
Coding region: 1-708 (235 amino acids)
Source: RefSeq, a predicted model, not a curated record